UUCCAUUCAAAAUGGUUUCAAAUAGAGUUUUUAAUGUUGUUUUCUUUGUGUUGUUGGGUGUAGCGAUAUGCUCUGCUGCUAGGACGCUUACUAGCUACGAGCCGAGUGGCUAUGGCGGUGCUGGUGGUGGAGGGCAUGGUGGAGGGGGAGGAUCUGGUGGGGCUGUGGCAGAGCAUGGUGGAUAUGCUAGCGGUGGAGGGAGUGGUGUUGGAGGUGGGGCUGGAUAUGGAGGUAUGCGGUGGGGAGCAUGGUGGGGUGCCGGUGGGGCGGCUGGAGGGGGAGCGGGAGGAUAUGGUAGUGGGGGAGGUGCAGGUGCGGGUGCGGGUGGUGGAGGAGGUCAUGGUGGAGCACAUGGAGGCGGUGGUGAAGGAGGUGGGACUGGCGGGGGCGGUGGAUAUGCUGGUGGAGCAGGGUCGGCUGCAGGAGGGGGUGGGCAUGGAGGUGGGUCCGGGGCCGGUGGGGGUUAUGCGGGAGGGGAAGGAUCGGUUGCGGGAGGUGGUGGGCAUGGGGCUGGUGGUGGUGCUGGAGGAGGUUAUGCCAGUGGUGGCGAGCAUGCAGGUGGAUAUGGUGGAGGCUCUGGUAGCGGCGAAGGGGGCGGUCAUGGUGGCUAUACCCCGUAGAAGUGUGUUUUGGAUCAAGUUAUUACCCAAAGAUGCAAAAUUAUGAUUAUUAAUGUUCAUUUUAAAAAUUUGGAAAAAAAUGUGAUUGCAUGGCAUAUGUUGCUUAUCAAAUGUAUGAUAUGGUGAUGUACUUUGAAGAUGUAUUAUGUUGUGUCAAAUAUUAAUGAAUCAAAUGUUUUCUUAAA
This is a messenger RNA of Salvia hispanica, 805 nucleotides long. RefSeq lists its product as uncharacterized. NCBI's taxonomy places the organism in Eukaryota, Viridiplantae, Streptophyta, Magnoliopsida, Lamiales, Lamiaceae. The record is from RefSeq and is a predicted model, not a curated record.